ACCUCCUGCCUCCCUCCCUCUUUCCCUCCCUCUCCUCCAGAAUUAAAGUUGGGACAGUCGCGCUCCGGGGAUGGGUGCGAGCCAACGCCUGUGCCGCCGGCUCGCUCUGCUCCGUCCCCAGAUCGCCCGGAGCCCGCGCCCUCGCCCGCCCGCCCAGGAGGGAUGCUGCUCCGGGAGCUGCUGGGACUGCUCCGCUGCUGCUGGCCCUCCCUGCUACUGCACUGUGCCCUCCACCCGCUCUGGGGCUCCGUCCAGAUCACUCAGGGUGAGCCCCAGAAGUCAUGCUCCAAGCCUGUAGCAGACGAAGUCCCAGAGAGCUGCCAGCAGAUCUGCCAGUGCAGGCCUCCACCACCACCACCACCACCACCUCCUCCUCCCCCGCCACCCCCCAGGCUGCUGGUGGUACCGGCUCCCAAAUCUACCUUCUGCCCCACUGAAGAGACCUGGUGGCCAGGCCUGGUUAUUAUCAUUGCAGUAUGCUGUGCCACACUAGUGUUCCUCUUUGUAGUUGUCAUCAUUUGCUACAAAGCCAUAAAAAGGACUCUUGAAAAUUAAUUCAUAAAUGGUGGAGAGGUCAUUAUGGAUUCUGAUGCAUCGUUUCAGCAUGUAUUGCAGAGUUAUCUUUCAUUCACAGUUGUUUUGCAUGAAGAGUGCAACAACUUGCUUGCUAAAGCACAAUGUGUAUCAAAUUACACUGCAAAGCAAUGCCACUUAGCCGGUUUCACCUGCCACCAAGUGCAUAUGUCAGGAAACCCAUGAGAAAAGAAGAGAACGGAACCAAUCGGGCUGAAUAUGCAAUGACCUCCUCCCAAAACAACAAAACAGUUGAUAACAAUGCUGUCGUAUAAUCCCUGAGACCCCACUGAGGCUCAGGAGGUGGUAAACUUUUAAAGCACAGCAUGGAGUAUGCAAGGUGGGUGAAAUAAGGCAACGAAAGGAGCUCUGUGGCCAAGGACUUCAUUUCAGAAAUAGCGCACGUAUCAGUGAUUCAGAAGAGAAAAGCAGGCUGCUCUUCAGGCUUGCUGCUUCUCCAAGGGAGGAUAAUCCCCUUCUCCAAGAGACGUAGAUCGAAGCUGCCCAGAGAAAAGGCAUCACAAAGCAUUGCAUGCUGCAUCUCGUGAAAGCAACAUCAUGGUGCCUCCUGUUUCUUCUUCCCCCUGUUCUUAGUCUGAAUAGAGUCCCACAGAAAGCUCCUUAAAUAGGGUCUUUUGAGGAAAAGGUAUCUGCUGGAGUGGCAGCAGCUUACUAUGAAUGAGUCUGAGGGUCAGUGGUGGAGCUGUCAUCCACAUGCUUCUCCUGCCUGAGCAGUGUUUUCAUCUAGGACCUAGCAGCUUUGUAUGCUUAUACUUCAUUCAUUCUUAUUAUUUCAUUACAAAAAAAAAAAAGGAAAAAAAUCUGUUAAGCCAUCAAGAAACCAAAAAUUGCAUGAAAUUGUGACUUAUCCCAGGAAAUUCGUCUGUGGUCUGGUGACUGUGCAAUUUCCAUGGCUGAAGACUUUUCAGGCAAAAGAAAAAAACAUUAAUUUAGCAAUUAGCUUUGCUAAUUAAA
Numida meleagris (helmeted guineafowl) is the source of this 1548-nucleotide messenger RNA. RefSeq names its product proline rich membrane anchor 1 (gene PRIMA1). The transcript has 5 exons. The coding region runs from base 163 to 555 and encodes 130 amino acids. NCBI's taxonomy places the organism in Eukaryota, Metazoa, Chordata, Aves, Galliformes, Numididae. The record is from RefSeq and is a predicted model, not a curated record.